GAUUGCAGGGAUAGGCGCACCUGAUCAAGGCGCAACCGGGCUGAGACGAAUGGCACUUCAGGUCCGAGUCCUUUUAGAUCCAGACCUUCAACAACUCCGGCCCUCCUCCAUCUCAUUUUCCACUCGCAAUCUGGGCUUCCCCUGUUUCCUCUGUUGACUUCUCAUGAGCAUCACCACUGCUAGCUCAGACUCCGUGCCCAAACACCGACAAUGGCCGAAUAUCGGUACACGUUUCCAUCCCAUCCGGCGACAAACCCCAAGGCCAUUGUCUCGGGCGACGGCAAGAAAGGCUCGUUCCGUUUCAGUGUUUUGACUGACCGGCUGCUACGCUACGAGUGGUCCGAGGAUGGCGCCUUCGAGGACCGGGUAUCGACCUUUGCGCUUUUCAGGUGGUUCGAUACCCCGCACUACCGGGCCGUCGAGACAAAGGAAUCCCUGGAAAUCAUCACGGAGUACUUCCACCUCACCUACGACAAGAAGGAGUUCUCCGCCGAAGGGUUAUCAGUCCAGGUUGGCCAGGAUGUCUGGAAGUAUGACGGCAAGAGCUACGGAGACCUGGGCGGCACCGCCAGGACCCUCGACGGCGCGUGGGGCCGGGUCGACUUAGACCCGGGUAUUCUCUCGCGCAAGGCAUAUGCGGUACUCGACGACAGCAAAUCCAUGCUCUUUGAUGAGGAUGGCUGGAUCGCCACACGCCAUCCAGGACGCAUUGACGGCUAUGUGUUUGCCUACAACGGUGAUCACAAGGCUGCCAUCAGGGACUUUUACCGCAUCUCGGGACAUCAGCCGGUCCUCCCCCGCUGGACGCUAGGGAAUUGGUGGUCUCGAUACCAUGAAUACACAGCCAGCGAAUACCUUGAGCUCAUGGACCACUUCAAGCGCGAAGGCAUCCCUCUCAAUGUUGGUGUCGUUGACAUGGACUGGCACAAGGUCAACAUCCCUCCCAAGUACGGCUCCGGGUGGACAGGCUACAGCUGGAACCGCGACCUCUUCCCGGACCCCGAGGGUUUCCUGAAGGAGUUGCACAAGCGGAGCCUGAAGGUCGCUCUCAAUGACCAUCCGGCCGACGGCAUUCGGGCAUACGAGGAUCUGUACCAGGCGGUAGCCAAGGCACUGCACCACGACACUUCGCGCGAGGACCCGAUUCCGUUUGAUUGUACUGAUCGCAAGUUCAUGGAUGCCUACUUUGACGUUCUGAAACUCGCCCUCGAGAAGCAAGGCGUCGACUUCUGGUGGAUCGACUGGCAGCAAGGCACCCAGUCCAAGAUCCCCGGCGUGGACCCGCUCUGGGUGCUCAACCACUAUCACUAUCUCACCAGUCAGCGCAACCUCAAAGUUCUGCAGAGGCCGAUAACUUUCUCUCGGUAUGCCGGCGUCGGUUCCCACCGGUACCCUAUCGGCUUCUCGGGCGACACACAGAUCACCUGGGCCGGCCUGGAGUUCCAGCCCGAGUUCACGGCGACGGCCUCCAAUAUCGGCUAUGGCUGGUGGAGUCACGACAUUGGCGGCCAUUUCGCCGGCAUCAGGUCCAACGAGUUGACUGUCCGCUGGGUACAGCUCGGCUGUUUCUCUCCGAUCCUGCGGCUGCACUCUACCAAGAGUCUCUGGAACUCCAAGGAACCAUGGAACUUUGAGAAGGGACCGCACAAGAUCAUCAGGGAGUUUAUGAUCCUCCGCCACCGGCUGAUCCCCUUCCUCUAUACCAUGAACAUCCGCGCCAGCUACGAGGAUGAGCCGCUCAUCCAGCCCAUGUACUGGAACCACAAGGACGAUCAAGCCUACACGGUACCUACGCAGUAUUACUUCGGACCCGACCUGAUCGUCACGCCCAUCACGUCUCCCAACAACUCCACCACCCUGAUGGGCGGCGUCCGCGCCUGGCUGCCGCGCGGGCGCUUUGUCGACCUGUUCUACCCUCACCUCGUCUACGACGGCGAUCGAUACAUCCACCUGCACCGCGACCUCACUCAGAUCCCAGUCCUCGCCAAGGAAGGCACCAUCGUCCCGCUCGACAGCACACCCAAGCUUGCAAACGGGUCCCCGCGGCCAACUGAGAUCACCAUCCUCCUUGUUGUCGGCAAGGAUGCGCAGUUCGAGUUGGUCGAAGAGCCAGAGAAAGGGGACCAAGGUGACGAUGAUGGCUCUGCACGGCCGGCGUUGAGCUCAUAUACCCGCACACCGAUUACCUGGAGCCAGCAAGAGGGCAUCCUCGUCAUCGGACCGGAGUGGAACGGCACAGGCAAGUGGCGGCAAUGGAAUGUCAAACUCGUCGGGCACACCAGUAGCGAUGUGCAGGCGCAGGUGCCCGGGUUCCGGGUCACGCAAGAGGACGGCUGCACGACGAUUGCGCUGGGGAACGUGCAUCGGUGGAAUCCGGAAGGGUUCGAGAUUGCCCUGGGGAGCGACCUGCAGCUGGAUGUCGUGGAUAUCAACACCAGGGUGUUCGAUGUGCUGCAUCGGGCUGAGAUGUCGUACGACUCGAAGGAUCCGGUGUGGGAUGCCGUGGCGCGGUCCACCGAUGCGGUCCAGACCAGGGUCGAGCGGCUGCAGAACUUGAAUGUGGACGCUGCACUGAAGAACGCGGUCAUGGAGAUCUGGGCGGCCGAUGGGCGGUCGCCAGGGAGUGCGAAGGGGCAUGAGAUAUGGGCGAAUACGAAGGGAGCCUCGGCGGAAGGUCUCAAUGAGGUUCUGAAGGAUUAUGUCAUUGUUUGAGUUAUGCACUGAGAAUAUCGAGGGUUAUGUCUCUCUGGGAGAUGCUGGGUUUAUUGUUGGUUGUUCUGUUACUCUUACCAUCCAUCCUCUUCUCGACUACCCAAUGCAGAACACGCUUUUGCAAUUUGCACUCACCGGGAAUGGCGCAGCUCCCGAUCGAAUAGAGCGCCGCGUCUGGACUGCACGGGAGUAAGGUACUCUUUGAAGAAGUGCCUAGAGGGACUCGGAGAGUUUGGUUAAUGAGACCCAUGUCGUGGGAUUGAACUGGAAACGGGACCAGCCACAUCGGGCCCCAUUCGGCG
Molecule: messenger RNA, 3014 nt
Organism: Chaetomium strumarium
Lineage: Eukaryota; Fungi; Ascomycota; Sordariomycetes; Sordariales; Chaetomiaceae
Product: glycoside hydrolase family 31 protein
Exons: 1
Coding region: 211-2712 (833 amino acids)
Biological process (GO): carbohydrate metabolic process
Molecular function (GO): hydrolase activity, hydrolyzing O-glycosyl compounds
Source: RefSeq, a predicted model, not a curated record